Acipenser ruthenus (sterlet) is the source of this 1909-nucleotide messenger RNA. RefSeq names its product skin secretory protein xP2-like. The coding region runs from base 545 to 1459 and encodes 304 amino acids. NCBI's taxonomy places the organism in Eukaryota, Metazoa, Chordata, Actinopteri, Acipenseriformes, Acipenseridae. The record is from RefSeq and is a predicted model, not a curated record. The transcript has 2 exons.
GGAGCCAUCGCUACCGUCUCCAGCAUCAGAGGGAGAGGAGCCAUCGCUACCGUCUCCACCAGCAGAGGGAGAAUGCCUGCUGGUUUCGCCUCCACAACCUGGGGAGGAGCCCGAACGUCCUACGCCCGAGUGGGAGGAGCCCGAACGUCCUACGCCCGAGUGGGAGGAGCCCGAACGUCCUACGCCCGAGUGGGAGGAGCCCGAACGUCCUACGCCCGAGUGGGAGGAGCCCGAACGUCCUACGCCCGAGUGGGAGGAGCCUGAACGUCCUACGCCCAAGAGGGGGGAGUCGGUGCGUCCACAGCCCAAGAGGGAGGAGUCGGUGCGUCCACAGCCCAAGAGGGAGGAGUCGGUGCGUCCACAGCCCAAAGAGGGGGGAGUCGGUGCGUCCAUAGCCCAAGAGGUGGAAGUCUGCGCUUCCACAGCCUUAGGACCCAAGCUGCAGUCCCAAGAGCCAGAAGGGGAGGAGUUACAGGCUCAACCCCCUGAAUUUUUCUGGGGGGGAGAAGGGCAGGAUGCUGGUGUUCCCCAGCAGCCUCUAUUUAUGCUGCUGAAGGGAGCACGGCACACGCCAGCCCAGCCGCCACAGCAGAGGGAGCCAGCACCGCCACAGCCUCCCUCUGAGUGGCCAGCAUCCGCCCCAUCGCCUCUGCCUCCACCACCACCAGGAGCAGAGCAGCAGGAGCUGCCUCUGUCUCCACCACCACCAGGAGCAGGGCAGCAGGAGCUGCUUCUGUCUCCACCAUCACCAGGAGCAGAGCAGCAAGAGCUGCCUCUGCCUCCGCCACCUCCACCAGCAGAGGGUGAAUGCCUGCUGGUUCCACAUCCACCGUCGUGGGAGGACUGCUUGCCCCUCCCACCUCCACCAGCAGAGGGUGAAUGCCUGCUGGUUCCGCCUCCACCGUCGUGGGAGGACUGCUUGCCCCUCCCACCUCCACCAGCAGAGGGUGAAUGCCUGCUGGUUCUGCCUCAACCGUCGUGGGAGGACUGCUUGCCCCUCCCACCUCCACCAGCAGAGGAUGAAUACCUGCUGGUUCCGCCUCAGCCGCCGUGGGAGGACUGCUUGCCACUCCCAGCUCCACCAGCAGAGGGACACAGGGUACGAGGGAGAAGUGGAGCUCCCGCUGCCGCCUCCAUGGCCAGGGGCUCCCCUCCCGAGUUCGCCUUCCGAGGGUCCGCUGCGGCUGCCGUCGCCUUCCGAGGGUCCGCUGCUGCUGCCGUCGCCUUCCGAGGGUCCGCUGCUGCUGCCGUCGCCUUCCGAGGGUCCGCUGCUGCUGCCGUCGCCUUCCGAGGGUCCGCUGCUGCUGCCGUCGCCUUCCGAGGGUCCGCUGCUGCUGCCGUCGCCUGGGGUCGCCAGGGAUCCUGCUUCGCCUGGGGUCGUCGAGGGUCCGGCUUUGCCUGGGGUCGCCAGGGAUCCUGCUUCGCCUGGGGUCGCUACACGAUGGCCGGAGCUCCAUGAAAGGGAGCUGCCAGAAAUGAAGAAAGGGGGGGAGGUCAGGAGACCAGCUCCCCCAGCCGCACUUUCGCGGCUGGAGAUCAUGUGGUCGGAGCCCCACGGAGGGGAACUGCCGGCCAUGAAGAAGGGGGGAGAGGUCAGGAGACCAGCUCCCCCAGCCGCACUUUCGCGGCAGGAUAGAGUGUGGCGGGAGCCCCGGAAGAGGGAACUGCCGGCCACGAAGAAUGGGGGGGUGCCAGAGAUUCCACCAUGGCCACCCCCCAGAAGUAACUUGCUUCCCCCUCUUCCGGGACUUUAAGACUGAGGGGGGAGGUGGCCGUUGGGGCCAUGUGUGCUGCGCACAAGGGGGGGCAUGUGUGGCGGAGUGUCCCGCCCCUAUUUAUUAUUAUUUGUAUUUUUGUUUGCGGCGCGGGUAAAAGCGCCGCGUCUUUUAUUAUUAUUUAAAAACCCCGU